AACCUACAACACUGAAAAACAAGAACCAAGACCAAUUUUAUAUGUAAAUUGCAAAAUACUCUGUUUCUGUUUCUCCCACCCAAUAAUCACUUCACUUCAAUAAUCAAUUAUCAUCUCCUCUGUUAUUUGUUUCUGAAUUUGAAGUUGCCAUGAUGAGGAAAUCCACCACCACCUUCCUCGCCCGUUUCAAAUCAAAGAUAAACUACUCUCCUUCUCUUCCUCCACGCUUCUUCAGUUCUCCGAAUCAACCUGACCCAAAUCGCAAUGCGUUGUUGACCCUUCUCCCUUCACGCCGUUUUGCCUCCACUACUGCGCAAAAUCCCAUGGUUGAUGAUUCCAAUCAGAAUCAGGCCAUAGAUUUUCCUGGUGGAACGGUGAAAUUCACCCCUGAAAUGAGGUUUAUACCUGAAUCAACUCUUGAGAGAACACCCUGCUACCGCGUCCUUGAUGACAAUGGGCAGCCAAUUUCGGGAACUAAUUUUGCACAGGUCAGCAAGGAAGUUGCUGUCAAGAUGUAUAAUGACAUGGUGACACUCCAAACUAUGGACACUAUAUUUUAUGAAGCACAAAGGCAAGGUAGAAUAUCAUUUUAUGUAACAACCGUUGGAGAAGAGGCUAUCAAUAUUGCAUCAGCUGCAGCUCUUACCAUGGAUGAUGUUAUUUUCCCUCAGUACAGGGAACAAGGAGUUUUGUUAUGGCGCGGUUUUACUCUGCAAGAAUUUGCAAACCAGUGUUUCUCCAAUAAAUAUGAUAAUGGGAAAGGAAGGCAGAUGCCAGCCCAUUAUGGGUCCAACAAGCACAAUUACAUUACUGUGGCAUCAACAGUUGCCUCUCAAAUUCCCCAUGCUGUUGGAGCUGCAUAUUCCUUAAAGAUGGACAAAAAGAAUGCAUGCGCUGUCACUUACUUUGGAGAUGGUGGCUCAAGUGAGGGAGAUUUCCAUGCUGGGUUAAAUUUUGCAGCUGUUAUGGAGGCCCCGGUUAUUUUUUUAUGCCGGAAUAAUGGAUGGGCUAUUAGCACCCCAACGUCAGAUCAAUUUCGAAGUGAUGGUAUUGUCGUGAAAGGACAAGCGUAUGGAGUUCGUAGCAUCCGCGUAGAUGGCAAUGAUGCCUUGGCCAUUUAUAGCGCUGUUCAAGCUGCUCGUCAAAUGGCAAUUAGUGAAGAGAGACCAGUUCUAAUAGAAGCUCUUACUUAUAGAGUUGGACACCACUCCACAUCGGAUGAUUCAACCAAGUAUCGUCCAGCCAGUGAGAUUGAAUGGUGGAGACAGGCACGCGAUCCUGUGGCUAAAUUUAGAAAGUGGAUAGAAAGGAAUGGUUGGUGGAAUGCUGUGGCUGAGUCAGAGCUUAGAAACAGUUUGAGACAGCAGCUUCUGCAUACAAUUCAGGUAGCGGAGAGUGUAGAAAAACCUCCGCUUGGGGACAUUUUUAGUGAUGUUUAUGAUGUCCCUCCAUCCAAUCUCCGUGAGCAGGAGCAAUGGCUGAAGGAGACUGUAAAAAAUCAUCCAAAAGAGUACCCAGCAAAUAUUUCUGUGUAGUCUUAAAAGCUUCACCAAUAUAAAGAUACGUUGUUUCUUUUAAUAAAAAAUUAUCUUCAAACUUGGAUUCUUCUUUGUGUUAGUGUAUGAAUAUUGUAUUAGUGUAUGAAAAUUGUAUAUGCAACUUCUGUCCUGACUCCUGAUUUUGCA
Lotus japonicus is the source of this 1685-nucleotide messenger RNA. Its product is annotated as 2-oxoisovalerate dehydrogenase subunit alpha 2, mitochondrial-like. Bases 150 to 1535 code for a protein of 461 amino acids. Gene Ontology annotation, molecular function: oxidoreductase activity, acting on the aldehyde or oxo group of donors, disulfide as acceptor. Gene Ontology annotation, biological process: branched-chain amino acid catabolic process. The transcript has 9 exons. NCBI's taxonomy places the organism in Eukaryota, Viridiplantae, Streptophyta, Magnoliopsida, Fabales, Fabaceae. The record is from RefSeq and is a predicted model, not a curated record.